Molecule: messenger RNA, 627 nt
Organism: Elaeis guineensis (African oil palm)
Lineage: Eukaryota; Viridiplantae; Streptophyta; Magnoliopsida; Arecales; Arecaceae
Source: RefSeq, a predicted model, not a curated record
AUGGCUGCCGACGUCCGGCAGUACACCGUACGGAAGAGGCCGGCACAAGGAGCCGGGCCACCGCGGCCUCCCAAGAGGCCCCAAGCAGCCCCACCGAGCGAGCCGACUGGGUCGGGGGUGGAGCCCAUCAUUGCAAUGUCGGCGUUGAUGGUGCUCGUCGAAGUCCCGUUCGAGGGACCAUCGGCCGAGGGAGCAGCCUCGCCCGAGGGAAGGGUGACCGAAGAAUCGAUCGAGGACGUGCCUGCCGUUCAGCCGGCAGAGGAGGUCCGAGAGGAGGAGGCGCAUGAGCCCGAGCGACCCGCAUCCGCUGCUGCCGCAUCUUCGGGGGAUACUCGGUCGGGCUCAAGCAUGCCAUCCUUCUCCGACAUCAAGGCCUGGCUGUCCGCCCGGGGGAAGGCCCCGAUGGCGCUCGACGACGAAGGAAGCAUUGUUCCGCCAGAGUCGGAGGCCCCAGUUGCGGAGGAGACGGCCGACCCAUCGCCGGGAGGUCCCACCACCAGGGCGGAAGCUGAAGCAGAUGCGGAGCAAGCCACCGAAGAUCAAGCGGCUCCGACUCCUGAAGCCCAAGUAGAUUCACCGACUGUCCCCACUCUCCGCCUGAUGGAAGAGGUCGAUUCUGAGGACUAG